Messenger RNA from Baudoinia panamericana UAMH 10762, 2348 nucleotides. RefSeq lists its product as uncharacterized. Bases 132 to 2315 code for a protein of 727 amino acids. Lineage: Eukaryota; Fungi; Ascomycota; Dothideomycetes; Mycosphaerellales; Teratosphaeriaceae. The transcript is spliced from 3 exons. The record is from RefSeq and is a predicted model, not a curated record.
ACGUUUGUUGCCCAACUCGCAGCGCAUCGGCGAUCCAGUACAGACGAGCUACCUGAUGUGAUGGCCACAGGGUAGUUCCGCGCUCUGCUCAGCAAUCGAGCGCACCACCAUUGGCGAAGUGUUCAGAGCUCAUGGAUAUCCAGCAUUGGCUGGAGCACACUGCCGACAGAGAGCCCCCACCGGCCUCGGACGAGGCAGGGUUGCCUGACUUUAUCCAACCACGUAGCGAGCCAGGCGUACCAGCCCGUAAGUACCGUCGGAAAAGAAGGAGGGAAUCCAGCGACAGCUCACUAUUGGAUUUGCAACGCGCAUACCGUCCCCUCGCCACCAAUCAUGCACCACCGUCUCAUGCUGCGCAUGACCCCGACAACGCAUCUGGAAGCUCCCGCAGUAGGUAUAGGUCUGGAAGCUCGAGACAUGAUCCAGUCCGAACAAAACCCAAAACUUACGAGAGGCGAGCGCGACAUAAAAGCAAGCCUGACCGCUAUGAGCCGAACUCGAAGCACAAGCGCAAAGAACGAAACGCCGGCAACGUGAAGCCGAAGCGUCGCAAGUCGCGGCGCAGCGGUGAUGGCGGGCGGACUGCAGGACUCGUGUCAGCAUUUCAGCUCAAAACUGGACCGAAGAGGAGUCGCCUCACUCUCAGUGCUGAGGCCCACGGUGGCCUGUUUAGACACGGGCGUGCCUCUGCGCAGAUCGCAGGACGCGGCUCAGGGUUGCCGGACCUAGUGUUCAAUGAGUUGCGCUUCCUGCAGCGACCGAAAGAUCACCAAGACGAGUCGAUCGACAUGCACGAACCGCAUCCGUCCAGAAAAGGCCGUGAACGGCGGCGGGACGGGACUAUCUCAGCGUACUUCGCAGCCAAGCGACUCGACCUUGCCACAGCAGCACAGAACAAGCUGGAGGAACACGCAUGCGCCGAGCUGCGUGACCGAACAACGAGAGGAUCAACUGUAAUCAGGGCGCCUGUUGAGCUGCCAGAUAAGCCGUUCCUGGGUUUCGGCAGUAAAGGCCGCCCCACUGACAGUACCCAUACCGCACCACAAAGCAACAGCUGCUAUACCUGGUCGGCUUCCGUUGUGCCUCUCACAGAGCAGGCCGAGCCUGGACUAGAAGCGCAACAGACAAUAGCGACGGUAGCACGAUCCAAACAUGGUGACGAAUAUACGAGUGUUAAAGCUGUGCCACCACGCUUGAUGGUACAGCGCAAACUUGUCAGCCCAGUGCCGCGGAAGGAGCAACGUCGCCGAUCAAUGGACCGCUCUCCAGGUUCACCGGAAGGCCAUUGCAGACAGACAAGGCGCGUGCGACGGCCCGCGGUGGUCGAGGUCCACAAGCCACCGGGUGCGCCUAGUGAGCAGUUCGUUGAUCGUGCUGUACCUGGGGACAAAACAGUUUCUCAGUCGCUAACUCAUUAUCCGUCUUCCGGGCCAGGUCGGGUGAAGCCUAAUCAUGCUAAAGGCAAGCAUUGGGGACCAGAACCUGCGGGCUACCACACCUCAGACAUUCUCAGCGUUCAGCCUUGGGUGACAGGCGGUCCUGAUGCUGCACAGCAAGAUCAGCCGCCUCAUUCAAUGGCUGUGCCGUUGUUGGAGAAAGAGAACAUUGACCCGCGCUCAUUUACACCGACGAGCAAGCUUCUCAAGCGAGCGUGGGAUGCCGUGCAACCCUCGUUGCGCGACGACCCUCAUGAAGACGCAGAGACAACCCGGCGCCCUGGUGUUGUGAUGCGACCAAAUCAGAAGCACGGCGCAGCGGCUGAACGACUGACGCCGAUUCCUGCUCGAUCUGCGAUACGGAACGAGCUGCAGACAAACCGUGAGCGAAUAUCAGCACUACCCGAAAGGCGCUUAGGAAUUGUAAAUGCUCUAAGGCCGCGAUCACGGCGACAAGUGAUACUGCCUUCUACGACCUACAAAGACCGGCCCAGCAUCUACCACCAUGCCUACGUACAUCGUCAUGGCGCAUCCGCAACGUACGAUGAGGAGAUGCUUGACAAUCUCAAUGACGAACCAACCUUGAGCGGCCUUGCGAAUGUGUUUGGAAGACGGCCCCGUACUGAGCACCUCGUGCGCGACACGACAUCACAUCUGCCUGCUGGCUUCUUCCAAGCGCAGGCGGAACAUACGAUCUCAGCAGAUUUGGAGCCUUUAGCCUCCGGAGAACCAUUAGCGGCAAGAAGGACGCCGUCAGUCCACGGCCUGUCGAUUCUGAACGAGUUCAGGAGUGAUCGAUCUGCUUUUCUUCUGACCGACGAUGCAGAUGAAUCCAAUCAAGAUUUUGCAGGGUUUUGGAGGCCGCACAGGUUGUACUGAUAAGGCAUUGCUGGCAGAUUGAAGCGUUCGCUU